Molecule: messenger RNA, 405 nt
Organism: Paramuricea clavata
Lineage: Eukaryota; Metazoa; Cnidaria; Anthozoa; Malacalcyonacea; Plexauridae
Source: the annotation of a GenBank genome assembly
AUGCAAAAAGAUUACUAUUUCACGAAAAUUGCUGGUGAUAAGUCCAAUCCUAAGGAAGCUUGGAAGACCAUAAACAGUUUAUUGGGAAGGCAAAACAAACCAAGAAUCGUAAAUGAGCUAAAACUUGGCGAAAGUAGUUUAACUAACCCUAAAGAUAUUGCAGAGGGUUUUAAUGAUUAUUUUUCAAAUAUUGCCCCAAAUUUGGCUAGCCAAAUUAAUAAUUCAAAUUUGAACUUUGAAACAUAUGUCAAAAAUACUGAAUCAGAAUUCACCGCAUUCCAACCUGUCACGGUCAAUCACGUCUACCAACUUCUGACUGCUCUCAAGAAACAAAGCUACAGGUGUCGACAAAAUUUCUUUGCAAAAUUAUUAAGAUUGCUUCACCUGCUAUUUCAGAUUCACUAA